CCCGGGAGCCCCCAGCCCGUCUGGGGGGGCAGGACCCACAUCCAGCCCCGAGUGCAGCCAGGAGGGACCCUCAGCCCAGAACGAGCAGUGGCAUGUGGCAGGGGUGAGCUCCCCACCGCGCCAGCACCAUGGAGCCGUGCCCGGGGCAGCCCCAGGAGGCCCUGCUGACGGUCAACGAGCAGGUCAUUGUCAUGUCCAGCCAUGAGACCAUCCGGGUGCUGGAGGUGGGGGUGGAUGGGGACCCCAAAACGGCCGGGGAGGGAGCGGGGGGGUCCCCGGCACAGGGGGGCCCCCCAGGUGUGGAGGACGCUCCCGCCAGCACCCCGAGCUCGUCCGGCGGGGAGGCGGCAGGUAAAGCCAAAGCCGCCUCGCCCGCCCCGGUGCCGUCCAGCCCCGCCCCGAGCCAGCCCGGCGUGACGCACCUGGCCGUGCAGGCCGCCCCGCAGGUGUUGGCUCAGGAAAGCUUAGCCACAGGUGUGACAGGAGUAAUGGUUCCGGCAGGGACAGUUACUCAACCUCUUCUUAUCCCCAUCAGUAUUGCAGGUCAGGUGACAGGCCAGCAGGCGCUGGCCCUGGUGACAAUUCCCACAGCAACGCUCGCCGCGCUCCCGGGACUGACGCCGGCGGCACCCGCGGGGGCGAUUUUCAAACCGCCCGUAGCCAAUCUCACAGCCGCCGCCGUGCUCAGCCCCGCCGUCCCGCCGGUCCCGCCGCCCCCGGGGCCGCCGCCGCUGCUGGCCCAGCCCCCGCCGGCGCCCACCCCCCCAAAGGAGCCCCCGGUCACCGUGCAGCCCCAGAUCACCGGCCUGGCCUUUAACCCCGGCAUACUCACGGCGGCUCUGGGGGCGCAGCCGCAGCUCCCGGGAUCGCCGCCCCUCCCCAGCGUCCCGGGCAUCCCGGGCCGGCUCCCGAGCGGCGCCCGGGGCCAGGUGAUCGGGACCCUGCCCUGGGUGCUGGCGCCGCCCGCGCCCAGCCUGCAGGUGGCACAGGUGACGGCGGUGGCACCGCAGCUGCUGCUGAACGCGCAGGGCCAGCUCAUCGCCGCGCUGGCCACCGGCGCCGCGCUGCCCGCCGGGCCCCCCGGCAAGAAGAACGGGCCCGCAGAGCCCCCGGUCAAGAGCGAGGUCAGGCCCAUCCAGCCGGCCCCCGCCGGGCUGGGGUCGAGCCCCCCGGCCGUGGCCAAGGUGUCGCCGUCGCCGGUGCCCAUCAGCUGCCCCGAGCCCCCCACCGUGAGCCAGCUGGUGGCCAAGCCCCCCGCCCCGCCCAGCACGGAGGAGGACGGGAUCAACCUGGAGGAAAUCCGGGAAUUCGCCAAGAACUUCAAACUGCGGCGCCUCUCGCUGGGGCUGACCCAGACCCAGGUGGGGCAGGCCCUGACGGCCACCGAGGGCCCUGCCUACAGCCAGUCGGCCAUCUGCAGGUUCGAGAAGCUGGACAUCACGCCCAAGAGCGCGCAGAAGCUGAAGCCGGUGCUGGAGAAGUGGCUGCGGGAGGCGGAGCAGCGGCAGCGCGAGGGGCAGCAGCACCUGCUGGAGUUCGUGGGCGGCGAGCCGGGCAAGAAGCGCAAGCGGCGCACGUCCUUCACGCCGCAGGCCCUGGAGGCGCUCAACGCGCACUUCGAGCGCAACGCGCUGCCCACGGGCGCCGAGAUCACGCGCAUCGCGCAGGAGCUGCGCUACGAGCGCGAGGUGGUGCGCGUCUGGUUCUGCAACCGCCGCCAGACGCUCAAGAACACCAGCAAGCUCAACGUCUUCCAUGUGCCCUGACGGCCGCGCCCGGCACCUCCCAGUGCCCGGCCGGGAGCGCCCCUGUGCCCCCGGCCUCCGGCCACCGGCACUUCGGGCACCGGUUCUGUCCCUCUGCCACCUGGUUCUGU
This is a messenger RNA of Lonchura striata (white-rumped munia), 1876 nucleotides long. The record is from RefSeq and is a predicted model, not a curated record. Lineage: Eukaryota; Metazoa; Chordata; Aves; Passeriformes; Estrildidae.